This is a messenger RNA of Cuscuta epithymum, 3279 nucleotides long. The record is from the annotation of a GenBank genome assembly. NCBI's taxonomy places the organism in Eukaryota, Viridiplantae, Streptophyta, Magnoliopsida, Solanales, Convolvulaceae.
UCUUACUGACAUCCGUCUGAUCCUCAUCAACUAAAUUCACGGCUCCCUUUACCUUGACCUUCUGAUUCCGUCUACCUAGAUCACUUUCCUUUACCCUGCGCUUCUCAUAUAGAACUAGGAAGCUUCGUAAAAAUUCUUGGGAAAUUUGCAUCUAGCCGAAAUCAUCUACAAGAGUCAUCUGCCCGGAAGUCAUCCGAAAAGGAAGAUGGGUAUUUCUUCAUCCAUCUUUGCGGAAAAAGGAGUCAUCUAUCCCAGUCCCGGAAAUCAUCUUAGCCAAAAUACAGCGGAUUCAAACUGAGCUCGAGGAUGCUACUGGGAUGAUAAAGAUGAUAAAGAUAUUGAUACUAUUUUUGCAUUUGCAGACUCGCUCUUGAUACUAAGAAGGUAUCAUAUAACACCCUUCUUUUCAAAUUGAGAGAAAGGACUGAAUUAUAAUUUAUUUUUGUACUAAAUGGAAGGUAUUUACAUAUAUUUAUUCUUGAAUGUAUGUAGUGUACUUACAUCCCUCUUUACAGACAAUCCCAAAUAUUUUAGCCCUAAACAUUUAAGAGCCCGUUUGGUAGCACCAAAAUCGGCUGUUUUGGCUGAUUCUGCUGAAAUUUAUGAUAUUAUGGUUGGAGUGGCUGUUUUGGCUGAUUCUGCUGAUUUAAGAAAAAAUAUUUUAAAAAUAUAUUUUAUUAAUAAAUUAAAGAAAAAAUUAUAUGUAAAAAUAGCUAAAAUGGUCCUCUACAGUAACUUCAGCCAAUACAGCCAGAAAAGUAACUCCAACCUUACUUUUUCGGCUUAUUACACAAUUCAGCGCGCGAAAGUAAAAGUUACGUGUUUGGUGAAAAAGCUGGCUGAUAAGCCUGAUAAGCCAAAAACAGAGUUCUCCAAACGGGCUCUAAAUAUUCAUGAAUAAUAAGUGUUACAUAUGAUACAUGGCGUUAAAACUGCUGAUUCAUUUGAGCAGAUGUGAGUUUUUUUCAGUUUAGAUGAACUAUUAAUAAUGUCAAAAUAUUGUAUCUUUGUGUUUCUAUUUCAUACCAUUUUCGUUCUUCAAUGAUAAGUAUAGUAAAAUAGUUUGUUUUGAUUUUCCCAAAAUAUUAAUAAUCGCUCAAAAAUCUGAACUACACAUUGGAAAAUGAUACAAAAACAACAAUUUACAUUUCACUUUUUGCUUAAUGAAAGCAAAAAAAGAAUCUGCAUAGUAUUUUGGAGUAUAUGGAUAUGAAGGUUGAAAUAAAACAGAAAUAAAAUCUGCAUAGUAUCAAACAAUGUUCCAAACAUAGAUUAUCAGUUAAUAUAUUCUUCUCCCAGGAUUAUUAAUUGAAGUUUGUGAUUUAAUUGAAGUUUGUGAUCAGACAUAGCAUGCAUUGGAAACUCAUUGUAAUUCACUUUUUCAUAACUGAGAAGUACAAAUGUAAUAUCAGGGGUGGAGUAUUUUUAGUUUUAUUUAUUUGUUUUUCUAAGUGAUUUUGUUCAGGAACACAUAUAAUCUUAGCUCAUACAAUCAUACACACAUCAAACUUCUCAUUUAUUAAAGUAAAACUUUGAUUAAAAAAAAUUCUUAGACUGAUAUAACUAUUUUUAUUAAUUGAGUUUCCUAUUUUUAGCAGGAAUGUAUUAAGAUAGUUCCAAAAUUGAGUGAUAAUGUAUCUAUUAACAUUUGACAAAGAUCACUAAUUUAAGUAGGUUUAAACUUAGACCAAAGAGUCUUAAUGAAAUGUAAAAACUAAUUCAGUCAACAUGGUCCAUAAGUGCUCAUUAUUUAGAUUGUUAUUACUCCAUCUAUUUAAGACCUCUCACUUUGUUCAAAUAUCGCUUCCGGAAGUAUAUACAUAUAAUCACAUAUACCUGUCUUAAAUUAUUACUAUUGCAUAUCUUUUCCUAUAUAAUAUAAAUCAUACUUCCGCCGUUCUUAAAUAAGUGCAAUAGUCCACUUCUCACGUUUGUUGAUACACAACUUUAACUAUUGAUAUAUAUAAUUCUUAAUUAGUAAAAACUUAAAAAAUUAGAUUUUAAAACAUUUACAAUGAGACAAUUUAACGAUAUUCUUUUGAAAAUUAUUCAUUAAUACAUUAUUAAGUAAAACGUAGUCAAACUGGAACAUGUGAAUAGUGUAAAAUUUAAUAUGUUGCGCUUAUUUAAGAACAUAGGAAGUAUAUGAUUCUCACAAAUUUUGUUCCUUGAACAUGGGUAGAUUAGAAUUCAGUAAUCAUUAUUUCUCUAAUCCGUUGCUUAUUUUUUGAUGGGAUUGAUGUGUAUUCUUAGAAGUGGGAUCACAUUAAAAUACAUAUUUUUAAUAAGACAUUCUGUUUUUUAAAAUCAUUUUGAGAAUCUUGAAGCCCUCUAUUAGCUUUAAGAGUUUAAGGUUAAUAGUUUUGUUUGGUUUGAAGUGUUCUUUGUGAGAUAACAUUAACAUAUGGUUGACCUUUGUUGUUGGUUUGUUGUGGUCAUUUUGAUGUCCAAUUUAACAAUGCCAUGUUAAUUUUUUUCAGUUCUCACAUCCCUAUUAUGCUAUGUUAAGGGCACUCUUUCAAGUGUCUUUUAUUUGGUGUAAUCUUCACUAUGCAACCUUUAGAUUCUCAAAUCAGUUAAACUCUUAACUAUUGUUAUUGGGUGUAAAUUAAUUACUGAAUUAAACCUUCUGCUAUGAGAUGUUAUUCUACACGUUUAUUUAUGCAAAGAGCAUGGCUCCGAUGUGAUGAGCCUAAAAUUUCUUCGCCAUGUAGACUGUCAUUUUUCUUGGGUCAAUCCUGUAUUUGUUUUAUCCUUACAAAUUUGUUUAAUUCCUUUAAUAACGAAUUGUGGAAUUUUGAAUUAAUGUUGUGAAAAAUAUGACAUAAUAUGACUGAAAACAAACUAGAAGCUUUAAGAUAUAAUUUCUGUUUAAUUAGUUUCCCUCAUGUAAUUAGUACUCAUCUGGCAGGGCAAAUACCUUCUCCAAAGAUAAGGAUUAUGAGUCUCCACACUCAUCAUCAAAGUUGAAGAUGACAUUGAUAUCAAACCAUAUGUGGAGUUGAUGCCACACAAAGCUGAAAGCCCACGGGAGGAAACCCUUUGAAUAUUCUUCAUGCUGAUUCAGAAUUAGUAUUCCUGAAACAUUUUUUCUACUAUUCUUUUAUGUUGUGAGAUUACUUUUGUUUUUCUACCUUUCUUUCAAGAUUGAAUAAUUUAGUGUCAUUGAACUAUGUCAUUUUUCUUUUCAUUUGUUAUGCAAUUUUAUAUUGAAGUACUUCUUCCGUCCCUCUAUGAUUGUUUCAUUUUCUCUUUUCGGAAAAUCUCAUUAAGAUUGUG